AUUUUUAAAAUAUAUCGCUCCAAAUACAAAAUUUUAUUUUUUUAAAAUAUAAACAUUUCUAAGAUCUACAGAUAGACUGGGCUAGGGUCGCGUAUUGCGCGACCAGACAUCACUAGUGAUAAUAGAUAUAGAUUGUAGGAUUUUUUUUUUAGCUGUGCCAAUUAAAUUUGAAAAAAUCCUAAAAACUCAGAAAUUGGGAAAAUGCACAUAUCUUAAACUAAGAGAUAUAAAUUUGAAGAAAAUGCACAAAUGGGGGCGCAAAUAAUGUAGGAGCAUGUACUAAGAAAUUAAAUAAGGCAUCACUCGGACCAGGCCCAAACCCAAUGAGAUAGCACAUAUCUUCAGUAGAAUUGCAUUUCUCCUUCAUCUGGAUAAGAAAAAGUUGAUUUCUAGCAUAUCAUUCUGCUGUCCAGAAACAGAAGCAAAUCUACUCAAUGGGGAGCAACCAAACUAAUUAGACAAGAAACUGCUUCCCGAAAAAAGAUCAGAAUCGGGCUGAGAGGCCAGCAUUCAACGAGAGAGGAACCAACAUCAGCGCAGCUCUAUCCGCCAUGGUUGUGGUGUCCUCUCUCCAAACUAAUCUACACUCCUCCGCCUGGUGCUCCCACCAUUCCUGCAAGAAUCCCUCAUCUUCUUCUCUUCUUUACUUGCGCCAUCUCUACGGAAUCCCCACCAGGCCCGGAGCUCCAAGUUGCAAUGGGGUCUUACUCGUUCGAGCUUACAUGGAAGAAAGCAACACUUUCUCCGGUUUUGCUAAUAAAGUCAUUGGUUCCCUCCCUGUCAUAGGCCUCGUGGCCAGAAUUAUCAGCGAUGAAGGAGGCGUUGGCGGUGAUUUAAUCGAUUUCGCCGAGUUUAGGAGGAGGGUUGGGAAGAAAUGCUCCAUUAAUGAUUCCAGAGCUUUCUAUGAAUUUCAGGAACGACAUGGGCAGUCAGGGGACCCCUUACAUGUGUUGCUAUGCUGUUGGUUAGCUGCUGUGGGUGCUGGCCUCCUCAAAUCAGAGGAGAUUUUGGAAGGAGUAGCUAGGCUUCGGUUAUCCAAUGAUAUUGAAUUCGAAGAGGAAACUUUUCUGGCGAUGAUGAGCGAAGCAAAAGAGCGACGUUCAAGAUUAAGAGGUUCUGCCCCCUCCAUCCCAAUGGAAGUUCGAGUUGAGAAAGCACUUGAAGCUAUUUAUGUCUGCUGUUUUGGUACGGAUCCGGUAGAAGAAGAAGAUGAAAGAUUGCUGCCUGUCAUGCUCAAUUCUGUGUUUCCCACUGUAGGUCUACCAGUCAUUGAAAGGAUUGUAAAAGAGAAGAUACAGACUUUAGGAGAAGGAAAUGAACUAGCAAAGUUUGCAGAGGCUAAAACCUUGCCAAAAGAAGCUGUGCAAAUGCAGUUGAAGGACUUGGAGUUUCUCAAGCAGAUGGAUGAGACACCAUAAACAUUUCUUCUACUGUGAUGGAAAGACUUAGACCCGAGAGUGUAUUGCCACUAAGAGGUAAAAAAUGUGUUUUUAAGGAACAAGUGUGGGUAGGCUUGAAGUUGAGUUGUGAUAAGAAUUUUGGACUAUGAAUGAUGCUUUAUGCAUGGUACAUCACUCUGAUAGUUAAAAUUAUAGCCAUCAACCUUAACCCCCUUAAGUUGUCAAAUUUCUUUCUACAAGUCCCAAUGCAAAUCGAUGCAUCCAACUAGAAGACCAAGGGUAUCUGUUCUAUCAUGAACAUAAGAGCUGUAACUUGAUUUUCUCCCUGGAGAACACAUGAAUAGAAGCAUAAUUUACUGAUGCAACCUUCCGUAAACAGAAACAUCAUUUAACUUUUCAAAAAACUAUUCUUUGUGCUGAGCCAGCAGGAGGAAAAUGAAUUAAAACUUUUAAUCAAGCAUAACCUAAAACCAUAUACAUUACCCACCUUUGAUGCCAAAACCCAGAAUUCUAACAAGGCAAUGUAACUACAUAAGUUAAUUAGUCAGAGCCUGCUGGAGAACCAGCUGAAGAUUGCAUGUCAAACUGAAAUAUCUCACAAUUGGAGGCAGAAUGUAUAGAUCACAAACAGACCUCCUAGUAUGAAGUGAAUUGAAUUCCCAGUUAACAAAGGAGAAUAUUAUUGUUGAGGCCAAGGAAAGCAAAAGAUUGGAAGCAGCUUUCAUUGGCUACAAUUCUGUGUGUGUUUGAGCUGAAUGGGGUCCUGCUAUAGUGGGGUGGCGAAUCCU
This is a messenger RNA of Oldenlandia corymbosa var. corymbosa, 2188 nucleotides long. NCBI's taxonomy places the organism in Eukaryota, Viridiplantae, Streptophyta, Magnoliopsida, Gentianales, Rubiaceae. The record is from the annotation of a GenBank genome assembly.